Molecule: messenger RNA, 927 nt
Organism: Carya illinoinensis
Lineage: Eukaryota; Viridiplantae; Streptophyta; Magnoliopsida; Fagales; Juglandaceae
Exons: 1
Coding region: 1-927 (308 amino acids)
Source: RefSeq, a predicted model, not a curated record
AUGGAAAUCCCUGUGAUCAGCUACCUAAACGAAUUCGAGCUCUCAAUACCGAACUCAUACUUGCUUUCUCAAGUUCUUUCGGUUUCUGGGUUUGAAGCCUCCAGCAUUUGGAAAGUGGGCGCCUUGAUUCUCGCCAUAGUCGCAUCUUUUAGCACCAUAGUGAACGGAAUCAAGGUUUUCAUUCUCAAAAUCAAGAGAGAUAAUUCGAUAGCUUCGGAGCCUCUUUUGAAAUUCGUUGACGACUAUGAUACCGACAGCGAAGGCGAAACUUGUUCGUCAUUUUCUGACGAUGGAGAAGAAGAUGGCGACGACGAAGAACCCGAAUCGCAUCGGAGUCAACCAGUAGAUGAAGAUUUCCGGGUGGCAGGUGGUUCGGAUCAUUAUGUGGAAAGCUACGAGGAGAAUCGUAAAUCGAAGUUCCGACGUCGGUUCUCCUGGGCGGACUUUGCCGGCGGAAGUAGCGUCGUGAAGCUGUGGGAUAAUCUGGGCUUGGGAUUAGACUUCAACGACGACGAUGAUGACUCUGCAGAAAGUUUGAUCUCUGUUUACGACACCAACAAGGAGUCGAGAAUCAGUUCUGUGUUCGGUGGGAAGCCGGUAGCUGCGUCCACAUCGCCGUCGGUGGUCGUGAUGGCGAGUAGGGAGAACGGGUCCAGAGACGGCCUAUCGCUGAGGCUAUGGGACACGCGCGUCAGAUGUCGGAUACCGGCGAUGCUCGGCCAGUGGCGGCCCCAGCUGGGAAAGAUCGUCGGCUUAGGAUACGGCGGCUUCGAGAAGAUCUACGUCAGGGAUGACGCCACCGGUGACCUGACGGUCGGGGACGUGAGAAAAGUCAGCUCGCCGUUAGGGAACGUAACGAGAUCUGACAUGGAUACCUGGUGGGACGCAGACGCCGUUAUUCGCCAUGACGUGUUUUACGACGAUUAA